UGAUAAGGCUCUGGGGCGCCGUUGCGGAUCUUUGCCAGGUCGUCGCUCCCUGGCUCUGCCGUAGCGCCGCCGCAGAGGAUCCCUGGCCGUCCCGGAAAUGCUUUCGGCCGGCGCCAACAUGGCUGCGGCCCUGCGGGCUGUGGGCGCACUGCCCCGCCAGCCGCUGGUGCAUGGCAGCUCGAGGGCCUGUCAGGCGUGGAGGUGCCAGUCGGGGGCAGCGGCGGCCACCAAAGAGAAAGUACAUCAUGCCAAGACUGCAAAACCCCAAGCUCAACCAGAAAGGAGGAAGCCCAAAACUGGCAUAUUAAUGUUGAACAUGGGAGGCCCCGAAACCCUCGGAGACGUUCAAGACUUCCUUCAAAGGCUCUUCCUGGACCGAGACCUCAUGACACUUCCCAUUCAAAACAAGCUGGCACCGUUCAUCGCCAAACGCCGAACCCCCAAAAUUCAAGAGCAGUAUCGCAGGAUUGGAGGUGGAUCCCCCAUCAAGAUGUGGACUUGCAAGCAAGGAGAAGGCAUGGUGAAGCUGCUGGAUGAGCUGUCCCCUGACACAGCGCCUCACAAAUACUAUAUUGGAUUCCGGUAUGUCCAUCCUUUGACAGAAGAAGCAAUUGAAGAGAUGGAGAGAGAUGGACUAGAGAGGGCCAUUGCUUUCACACAGUAUCCACAAUAUAGCUGCUCCACCACAGGCAGCAGCUUAAAUGCCAUUUACAGAUACUAUAACGAGGUGGGCCGGAAGCCCACCAUGAAGUGGAGCACAAUUGACAGGUGGCCCACACAUCCCCUCCUCAUCCAGUGCUUUGCAGACCACAUUCUGAAAGAACUGGACAAUUUUCCACGGGAGAAGAGAAGCGAGGUGGUCAUUCUGUUUUCCGCCCACUCCCUGCCAAUGUCUGUUGUCAACAGAGGGGACCCCUACCCCCAAGAGGUGGGUGCCACUGUCCAUAAAGUCAUGGAAGAGCUAGGUUACCCCAACCCAUACCGACUGGUUUGGCAGUCCAAGGUCGGCCCAGUACCCUGGUUGGGUCCUCAAACAGAUGAGGCUAUCAAAGGGCUUUGUGAGCGGGGGAGGAAGAAUAUCCUCUUGGUUCCAAUAGCGUUUACCAGUGAUCACAUUGAGACGCUUUAUGAACUGGAUAUUGAAUACUCUCAAGUGUUAGCCAAGAAGUGUGGAGCUGAAAACAUCCGAAGAGCGGAGUCUCUUAAUGGAAAUCCAUUGUUCUCUAAGGCCUUGGCUGAUUUGGUGCACUCACACAUCCAGUCAAACAAGCUGUGCUCCACGCAGUUGCCUCUGAGCUGUCCGCUCUGUGUAAAUCCUGUCUGCAGGGAGACUAAAUCCUUCUUCACCAGCCAACAGCUGUGACCCUGCCUGAGGACCCGUGGGACUUGCAGAUGUACAGCCUCCAGACACCUCUGAUGGGAACGGAAGCCGCAUUUGUCUGUGCACAGCCAUAGGCACAGACUAUGCUUUCUUUUAUGCCUUCAUUUUAUUUUAUUUCUUGCUUCCCUAUGUAGUUCAUGCUGGCCUCCAGUGGGCCUCCUGCUCCCAUUUCCCGAGUGCUAGCUAGCAUCACAGACUUGCAAAACUGUGUUUCUUGGGGAAUGGACUCUGAAACUGUUACUGAGAUCUCUAUUUUCAUAUACAUGUACAGUGAACACUCACAACUCCUUCUAGGAUCAGCUUAAGAAUGUGGAAUGUCUACUGGAGCAUCCCAGGAAUGAGGUUUAAAUUUUCAUCUUAUGAGGCACACAUAGAUUCUGCACUUAUUACCCAAAACAACCUCCUAAAAUAUUGUGGUGAAUGUCUUCUGUGUGCUACCCGUGGUGAGUGAGAUUUUACAGUGUCAUAGCCAUAGCUGUGGCUUAAGUGAAUAUAGUGAAUUUAAUUUGUAAAAUAAUUGGGCUGAGGGCAUAGCUUAGUGAUUGUGUGCUUGCCUUGCAUUCAUGAGGCUCCCAGUUUGAUCCCCAGGCCUGAGUGCAAAUAUCACGUUACCUACUCUUUCCCUGAGUCCAUGGGUACAGGAAUGCAGGUGAGUGGGCGUGGUCACCUGUUGUAGCUUCAGUUGUCAGUGCAGCCACCUUUCUUUGGCAAUUGUGGUGUCUGUGGAAGAGUCUCAUUUUCCUCCCUGGAAACUGAAACAAGUGCGCAUUUCGGGAGUGCUCAGAGAUUCCCCAGGUGCAUAGCCUAAUAAACGUGUGCAAAUUCAGUCCUUGCUGCAUAUGCCUUAGUCUGAGUCGAUGGUACCUCAGGGAAGGGAGCUCUGUCUGCUUCCUAUCUCCAAGGACAGUGCCACCAGGAAAUGCUACUGAUGGAUUUGGUCUCAUCUCCCUGGGGCCAAGGAGCAGCUUCGUCCUGAUCUUAGUUGAGUGCCUCUAUUUUCUGCUCACUUGUUUGAAACUUAAAUUUUAUAAAGUUGACUGUGUCUGAUAACCUUGAAUUUUCUUUGUUAAGUUUUUAUUAUAAAAUAAUAUAGUCAUAGAAUAGGACAUUUGUAAAACACAAAGAAGAGAAGUAGCCUCUAAUGUAAUAACGUUUUAUUCCAGUCUUUCCCUGUGGAUAUUAUGUGUAUGCAUAUAUUCUUUGAGAAUUUCAACAUACUCCGUCAUGGUCACCCUCUUUCCUCUCCCAACUCCUGCCUGCCUGAAUUUGUAAUGAAAAGUUGUUCUAAAACUGUAAAAAUUAUGUCAGAGCAGAAUCUGAUCUUCUGUAUUUGGGUUUAAAUGGAUUUGAAAGUCUUUGGGAUCCUGGAAGGAUUUGUAAUAAUCACUUUCUCUAAAACUUUGUUCUUCAAAAAGAACCUUUCUUUGAGGUUUUUUUUUUUUUUUUUUUUUUUUUUUUUUAAUAAAUAAACAGCUCAUAAAGCGGAAGUAAUUAGGAGGGUGCAUAGAUAAUCUAUUCUCAGGAUUUACUGGAAAUAAACAUUAUGCUUUAGCCUG
This is a messenger RNA of Psammomys obesus (fat sand rat), 2937 nucleotides long. RefSeq names its product ferrochelatase (gene Fech). Lineage: Eukaryota; Metazoa; Chordata; Mammalia; Rodentia; Muridae. The coding region runs from base 98 to 1363 and encodes 421 amino acids. Gene Ontology annotation, biological process: heme biosynthetic process. The record is from RefSeq and is a predicted model, not a curated record. Gene Ontology annotation, molecular function: protoporphyrin ferrochelatase activity. The transcript has 11 exons.